Messenger RNA from Talaromyces proteolyticus, 2960 nucleotides. Its product is annotated as putative molybdenum cofactor sulfurase protein. Gene Ontology annotation, molecular function: molybdenum ion binding; pyridoxal phosphate binding; molybdenum cofactor sulfurtransferase activity. The record is from RefSeq and is a predicted model, not a curated record. Gene Ontology annotation, biological process: Mo-molybdopterin cofactor biosynthetic process. Lineage: Eukaryota; Fungi; Ascomycota; Eurotiomycetes; Eurotiales; Trichocomaceae. The transcript has 3 exons. The coding region runs from base 389 to 2902 and encodes 837 amino acids.
UGACAAACAUUUAUGGAUCACAAAUUCAAUCAAUUCAAUCCAUGAGUAACAUCUGAGAUGCUGGGUCGGGUACUUUGGUAACCAAGACUGGUUUCUCGGCCAGCUCCGACCACUGGUUGAGCUCCACUAUCACCAGCGUCAUCAUUUAUCUUUGCGGGGGAGGUCUUGAUGAGCCACCGCUCUUUCGGUACUAUCUUCUUUCUUUUUUAUUGCUAUUUCAACAUUCCAUUCCAUUCCCAUGAUCCCGAAAUUCGAUGCUGUAGUCACCUGAAUGCGCCGCAUUCUUCCAUCGUGAAUUGCAAACCGCCGCCGUUCAGGUCGCCACCCAUCUAUCCCCCAUGGGUACACGAUUUUAUAACCAUUAUUUCCAGUUCCUUAUCGAACCAUCAUGGCAGAUCCGCCUGCGUGUCCGAUAAAUACCUUUUACCCCGAGCCUCUAGAUGAAAUUCGACAUCGGGAAUACCCAUUGAUGAAAGGGGUCACAUAUAUGGAUCAUGCCGGCUGCACAUUAUAUGCAAAGUCUCUCAUCGAAUUAUAUACACACGAUUUAACCUCUAAUCUUUUCGGGAAUCCACACUCGGCAUCGGCGUCCUCCCAGCUAACGACAAGCCGUGUUGACGAUAUCCGACUACGAGCCCUUCGCUUCUUCAAUGCCGAUCCAGAUAUUUACGAUCUUGUAUUUGUGGCAAAUGCAACUGCGGGUAUCAAGCUAGUGGCAGACACUUUACGAGAUCAUCAGAGUGACAGCAACAAGCAGAAAGGUUUCUGGUAUGGCUAUCAUAUAGAUUCGCAUACAAGUCUGGUUGGAGUACGGGAGGUGGCCGAUCAAGGGUAUCGAUGUUUCGACUCCAAUGAAGAAGUUCAACAAUGGAUCAAUAAUAAUCUUCCCACAGAGGAAGCUACCACCACAAAUCUUUUCGCUUAUCCUGCCCAGUCAAACAUGAACGGUCGACGUCUCCCGCUCAAGUGGUGCAGUCAAAUCCGGGACUUUAAAGGACGAAAUACGUUUACGCUUCUAGAUGCUGCAAGCUUCGUCACAAGCACGCCACUAGAUCUCAGUCACCCCCUUGUUUGUCCAGAUUUUGUAGUUCUGAGCUUUUACAAAAUUUUCGGCUUCCCUGAUCUAGGCGCCCUGAUUGUGCGAAAAGAUUCAACUCAUAUAUUCCAGCAUCGCCGUGGUGCUCAGUGGCAUGCAAAAAAGGAUAAUCAUAUCCAUGAACAAGUGGAGGACGGAACCCUUCCAUUUCACAGUAUCAUAGCACUUGAUUCAGCAUUGAAGAUUCAAGAAAGACUUUACGGCUCCAUGAGGAAUGUCUCGGCUCAUACCUCGUAUCUAGCUCAGCAACUUUAUCAACGAUUAUCUUCUCUCAAACACGCCAAUGGCUUGCCUGUCUGCCAUAUUUAUAUAUCACCUGGAUCAUCUUAUGGCGACACAAAUACCCAAGGGCCGAUAAUUGCCUUGAAUCUUAUGGAUAUUAAUGGCAAAUGGGUUGGAAAGUCCGAGGUUGAAAAAUUAGCCGCCGUGAAGGGUAUACAUAUUCGUUCUGGGACUCUCUGCAACCCAGGUGGCGCAGCGAGUCUGCUUAACCUGACUGGUGAUGAAAUGAAGGCUAAUUUUGAAGCUGGUCAGCGGUGCGGGGAUGAAAACGACCUUAUGCAAGGCAAACCAACUGGAACACUCAGAGUAAGCCUUGGAGCCAUGAGUAACUGGGAAGAUAUCAACUCGUUUGUUGCGUUUAUCGAAGAAUAUUACGUUGAAUCAGUCUCGAAUGUCCCUUCGCCAACUCUAUCUGCUGCUGAUCCAGUCGACAACCGGUUCUACGUGGAGACUUUAUGUGUUUAUCCUAUCAAAAGCUGCGCCGGAUUCAACGUGCCAUCAGGAGCUGCCUGGAAAGUUCACGCAGGGGGUCUCGCUUGGGAUCGUGAAUGGUGCAUCGUUCACCAAGGAACGGGUACCGCACUCAGCCAGAAGCGAUAUCCCCGAAUGGCUUUAAUCAAGCCAUAUAUAGAUCUGGAAAAUAACAUCCUCCACGUCACCUGUGGAUCGUCAUCGACAGAGGAACGCAGUCUAGACAUUUCUCUUUCAAGCGACGACUCACAACUUCUAGUAACCGAAGUAUGUCAGAAUUCCAAACGCAGGUUGUUCAGGGUCUGUGGCGAUAAAAUCGUGAUGGAGAUAUACUCAUCGCCGAGAAUAUCUGCAUUUUUCUCUGGCUUUUUGGGGGUUCCUUGCACUCUGGCUCGGGCUUCUCACUCUCUUACACCACGUCGAGCGAAGAUGGCCUCCAUCAAUCAUGUACUACGAAAUACCAUGCCUGGCUCUUAUCCACCAGAAGCCGGUCACUUUUCUGAAGAUUCUAUACGAAAUGCCAACCCUAUCCUCCUUUCCAACGAGAGCCCAAUUCUCUUGAUUUCCAGAUCGUCUGUGAAUAGAUUGAACGAGCAUAUCAAAGUAAACACCAAGUCAGGAUUCAUCAAUGCAAACAAAGCUGUCGCAGCUGAUGUGUUCCGCGCAAACAUCAUUGUUGCCGAGAAUCUAUAUACCUCUCACUGCCAUCUCAGCAUUGAUCGCUCUUCUGCGUCGUUGCAACACCAGCAGCUCCAACGUCCUUCGAUAUUGACGUCAGAACAGCCUUAUAUUGAGGACACAUGGUCCUCAUUCACCAUUGGUCCCCGCGAGUUAUCGUUUGAUGUCCUCGGAUCGUGCGAACGGUGCCAGAUGGUUUGCGUGAAUCAAGCGACAGCUGAGAGACACGAAGAGCCUUUUUCAACUCUAGCAAAGACUAGGCGAAUUGGUGGUAAAGUCCUUUUUGGUCGACAUGUUGGUUUAUCACACUUAGAUAAUGAAACUAGCAGCCAGUCGAUUACUGUUGGGGAUAUAGUUAUGCCGUCAUAUUCGUGAGAUUUACCUUUUGAGUGAUUUCUAUUGAUAUACCCAGUGAUGUACAUACCUGUAGGCU